AUGUCUGGGGGAGACACGCAAAAUUGCUUGAGGAAAGCACUUGGAGCCAUCAAAGAUACCACCACUGUUUCAUUGGCUAAAGUGAACAGUGAUUAUAAGGAUUUGGAUGUUGCUAUAGUCAAGGCCACAAAUCAUCAUGAACGCCCUGCAAAAGAAAAACACAUUAGAGCCAUUUUCGCUGCCAUUUCUGCUGCUCGGCCUCGGGCUGAUGUUGCAUAUUGCAUCUAUGCUCUUGCUAGGCGGUUGUCAAGGACACAUAAUUGGGCGGUUGCAUUGAAAACUUUGAUAGUCAUUCAUCGUGCUUUAAGGGAGGUGGAUCCAACAUUUCAUGAAGAAGUCAUUAACUAUGGCAGAAGUAGACGCCAUAUGCUUAACAUGUCUCAUUUCAGGGAUGAUUCCAGCCCAACUGCAUGGGAUUGUUCAGCCUGGGUUCGCAAUUAUGCCUCGUUCUUGGAGGAGAGGUUGGAAUGCUUCCGCGUCUUGAAGUAUGACAUCGAGAUGGAAGGCCAUAGAACCAAAGAUUUGGACACUGCAGAGGUGGUUGAACAUUUGCCAGCACUGCAACAGCUCCUUUUUCGAGUUCUUGGCUGUCAGCCACUAGGUGCAGCUGCUUACAAUCUUGUGAUCCAAUUGGCACUUUCUUUGGUUGCUUCUGAAAGUGUCAAAAUAUAUCGAGCUUUAAGUGAUGGUACCGUGAAUCUCGUAGACAAGUUCUUUGACAUGCAACGUCCUGAUGCCAUGAGAGCUUUGAGUAUAUACAGGAGAUUCAGGCAACAGGCAGAAGUUCUUUCUGAAUUCUAUGAAGUAUGUAAAAGACUUAAUGCUGGGCGUGGUGAAAGGUUUAUUAAGAUAGAACAGCCCCCUGCAUCGUUUCUACAAGCAAUGGAAGAGUAUGUAAGAGAACCUCCACAGGCUUCAACAAUGCGUAAAGAUCAGCAGAUUGAGAAACCCAAAGAAGUGUUGGCCAUUGAGUACAAGAAAGCCCCAGUGGUGCAGCAAUGUUCACCAUCACCUCCUUUGCCAGAACCUGAAGAAGAAGUGGAGAAAGUGGAAAAGCCUAUUGCUGAACCACCAGAUUUGUUGGGACUAAAUGAUCCCGCCCCAGUUGCUUCUAAAUUAGAUGAGAAGAAUGCCUUGGCAUUGGCUAUUGUUCCUGCUGGUGGUUUUCCAGCUGAGCAAACGACUUCUACUGCUGCUCAAGUUCAAGCAAAUGGUACUACGGGCUGGGAAUUGGCACUUGUCACUGCUCCAAGCUCAAAUGACAGUGCCACUGCCACUAACAAAAUGGUUGGAGGAUUCGACAAGUUUAUAUUGGACAGCCUGUAUGAGGAUGCACUCCAAAGAAGCAACCAGAACGUCAGCUAUAAUCCAUGGGAACCACCUCCAGCAUCUGCUGCUAUGAUGCAACAACCAAUACAAGAACCCUUUUACGGCUCUGACCCACCUUCAGUCCAGAUAGCCGCAAUGGCGAACCAGCAUCAGGCUUUCAUGUUGCAGCAGCAGAUGAUGAUGAUGAUGGGCCCACAGCAGUCGCCUUCUAAUGCUUUCGUAAAUACUUAUGGAGCCAGUGUCCGCCCUUGCAACUCAGGUAUGCCUGUUCAGCCAUAUACAGGCCUUAUAUAGACACGCUGGACGAGAAAAAUGUCGAGGCACACGAAGAUGCAACGUUCGAAUUGUCAAAUGUGAACAUGUUUUGUAGCAUAUUUUGUCAAUGCCCAGCAAUUAGCGUAUUCUUUUGUUAUUUGAUUAUUUUCAUUGAUCAUCUGUAAUUAGCUUAGCUAUAUUAAGAAUAAACAUGUUUGUUUAUUUG
Molecule: messenger RNA, 1810 nt
Organism: Gossypium raimondii (Peruvian cotton)
Lineage: Eukaryota; Viridiplantae; Streptophyta; Magnoliopsida; Malvales; Malvaceae
Product: putative clathrin assembly protein At5g35200
Exons: 14
Coding region: 1-1623 (540 amino acids)
Biological process (GO): clathrin-dependent endocytosis; vesicle budding from membrane; clathrin coat assembly
Cellular component (GO): clathrin-coated pit; clathrin-coated vesicle
Molecular function (GO): 1-phosphatidylinositol binding; SNARE binding; phosphatidylinositol-4,5-bisphosphate binding
Source: RefSeq, a predicted model, not a curated record